AGAUGCGACAGCACGCUUCCCAAUUCUCUUCUUGGACUGUUGAAAACCGGGGUCCUAAUGAACACUUUUUGGCGUGGAACGACAUUACGCAGGCCCUCAUCUCUACAGGAUAGCUGGCAGACCUACGUCGGGAAUCGAACAAUGCCUGCCGGACAGGCCGCGAAGGACCAGUCUCCGACACGCUCUUGACACAAGCCGAUGAUUCGAUUUGCACUACCGAAGUGUCCGCAUCCGAAAGCCAACAUCUCGUUGGUCUGUACUCGCUGGGCCGUCUCUGCUUUCACUAUUUACGUUCUCGCGCAAAGCAGACACAAUUGUUUACGUAUAUUCCUCUCCUUCGCCAUCUCUUCGGGCCUGAUCCUGCCAAGACAGAACAAUUCUAUCACAGACCCGAGUAUCCGCGCGCUAGCAACUCAAGUCUGGUGCAACCAUGCUGAGCUCGGCAACAUCUUAAUCGACAUUGGCCAGUACGCAGACUUGACUUCUUCAAACACAAUACCGGCCAUGCCUGAAAUAGAGAAUAUUGUUGCCAGAACUACUAAUGCGAUCAAUUCUGUGUUAGAUACUGAAUUCUAGGACAUAAGGUAGAUUUUCACCCGCUGAAUAAAAAAUUGAUAAAGACGUCUAGUGGCGCAUUGAAGUUCAUCUCAUCAUUCGUAAGAUAAGCUAGUAACACUCUGGGAGUUCCUCAAAGCUUUCGAUAUAUAUGAAAUGGGUCAAACUAUAUUUCAAAACAAGCUCUUCGCUCCCCUUCGUUCCUUCGUUCGUAAUCUUUCCGCUUUUAUUCAUCUCCUAGCGCCUUGAGAUCGCUAGAAUAGACUUGUUUGAUAAAUUCUUUAUUAGCUAAUCAAACGGUGAAGUGCCAAUGGAC
Mytilinidion resinicola is the source of this 871-nucleotide messenger RNA. RefSeq lists its product as uncharacterized. The record is from RefSeq and is a predicted model, not a curated record. The transcript has a single exon. NCBI's taxonomy places the organism in Eukaryota, Fungi, Ascomycota, Dothideomycetes, Mytilinidiales, Mytilinidiaceae. Bases 199 to 576 code for a protein of 125 amino acids.